CCUGCCGUCAGGAAGCGGGGCUGAGGCGGCGCCAUGGAGCAGUGCCCGGCCCGGGGCUGGGCCCGGGGCUGCCGACAAACUUUGUUUCUGUCCCGGAGCGGAGCGGCGAUGGCGAUGGCGAGGGACUGAGUGAAGGUUCCCGUGUGGGUGACUCGCUCUCAGCUCAGCAUCAUGGCGCUGGGCAGGCGGCGCCGGGCCAAGACUGUACUGUUGUUGCUUUGCGGGAUGGCGGCUCUGGGCUUCCUGCUGUUCCCCAGAAAGGCUGAGAGCCAGAAGGGGAAGGAGGAGAGUGGGCGCCGGGGGGCGGCUGACAGCCCGCAGUCUGGGGGUCGGGAGCAGGAGCUGCUCAAGAGGCCGGUGUAUGAGAAGCCUCCCCUGGAUGUGAAGGCGCUGGGAGAGCUGGGCAGAGCCGUGCACCUGCACCUGGGAGGCGAGGAGAGGGUGAAGGAGGAGGAAAGUAUCAGCAAACAUCAAAUUAAUACUUAUCUCAGCGACAAAAUCUCCCUCCGCCGCCGAUUGCCGGAGAGGUGGAAUCCACUGUGCAAAGAGAAGACAUAUGAUUAUAACAACCUUCCAACCACUUCAGUGGUAAUAGCAUUUUAUAAUGAGGCCUGGUCAACACUUCUACGCACAGUUCACAGCGUUCUCGACACUUCACCUGAUAUUCUGCUGAAGGAAAUCAUCAUAGUGGAUGAUUACAGUGAUCGAGAACACCUAAAACAACGUUUAGAAGACUACAUUGCUUCUCUUCGCAAAGUACGUCUGAUCCGUGCACGAAAGAGAGAAGGUUUGGUUCGUGCACGAUUGCUGGGUGCAUCUAUAGCAACAGGUGAUGUCUUGACAUUCCUCGACUGCCACUGUGAAUGCCAUAUAGGCUGGCUGGAGCCACUAUUGGAAAGAAUCGAUGAGGAGGAAAGUGCUGUUGUGUGUCCUGUGAUUGACGUCAUUGAUUGGAAUACCUUUGAGUACCUGGGAAAUGCUGGAGAGCCUCAGAUUGGCGGCUUUGACUGGAGAUUGGUGUUUACCUGGCAUGUAGUCCCCGAGCAUGAGCAAAAACGUAGGCGAUCUCCAAUUGAUGUUAUCAGGUCACCCACCAUGGCUGGAGGGUUGUUUGCUGUCAGCAAAAAGUACUUUGAAUAUCUGGGCACAUAUGACACUGGAAUGGAGGUGUGGGGAGGCGAGAACCUAGAAUUCUCUUUCAGGAUUUGGCAGUGCGGGGGAACCUUGGAGAUACAUCCCUGUUCUCAUGUUGGCCACAUCUUUCCCAAACAAGCUCCUUAUUCCAGGAGCAAAGCCUUGGCAAACAGUGUACGUGCCGCAGUUGUUUGGAUGGAUGAAUAUAAGGAACUCUAUUUUCACAGGAAUCCACAUGCUCGUUUGGAACCUUAUGGUGAUGUGACAGAUCGAUUAGAUCUACGAAAGAAGCUACAGUGUAAAAGUUUCAGGUGGUUCUUGGAGAAUGUUUACCCAGAUAUCCAUGUACCUCAGGAUCAAGCAGGAUUCUUUGGAAUGCUAAAAAAUAAGGGGAUGACAAACCACUGCUUUGAUUACAAUCCACCAAAUGAACACAAUGUUGCAGGAGAAAAAGUCAUCUUGUACCAAUGUCAUGGUAUGGGGCAAAAUCAGUUCUUUGAAUUCUCUUCACAAAAUGAAAUCCGUUAUAAUACUCGCCAGCCUGAGGCCUGUGCUGCAGUGGAUGUCGGCACCGAUUUCCUAACAAUGUACCUCUGCCGAAAGGAUAAUCAGCCUGUGCCUGAGAAUCAGAAAUUCAUUUUUAAAGAGGAUGGCUCAAUAUACCACGUCCAGUCACAGAAAUGUGUGCAAGCUGUACCCCAUGGAAUAAUCAGUGGUCAUUCAGCACCAGUACUGCGGCCUUGUACAGAUAUUAAUGAUCAGAAAUGGUUCUUUCAAGAAAAACAAUGAUUUGCAUAUAUAUCAAAUCAAUGAACAAUAAAUUCCAUUGAUUCUCCCAGCUACCCUUACCAAAACAUGCUACGGGGUUUUGCCAUGAUUUAAAUGAAAAUGAUUUUAUAUCUUUCCAAAUAUAGUAGUAGCUCUAUCUUUUUCCCCAUUUCAUCAAUAGAAAGGUUUAUUUUUAAUAAUACCUUGAAUUUAUGAAGAAAUUCUAUUUUAAUAUGUAUUAAAUGAUCAACAUUCACAACAGGUAGGUAAGCUGACCAAAUUUUUCCUAUUGAUGUUAUCCUGGACAUUGAUACUAAAUUAUAAUAGAAUCAGUUUAACAUUGUCUUGGUUGUGAUUUACAAAACUGUAUCCAAGAAUUGUUUCAGAAUGAAACUGCAACACAUGAUUAGCAUAAUUCCAGUUUUGACUGCAGACUGAUCUAAGGCCACCUUUUAAGCUCUAAUUAUUUAUAAAUUUGUAUAGGUGAAUCAUUAAGAGAAUCAUCUUCAAUAGCAUUAAACCUGAAUUUGGUAUAGAUUAGAAGUUGUGCAAAUCGGCAAAUGUGCAGUCUCAUCAGUUUUGGAUCCUUGAGUUUAACUGGUGCACCAGAUCCAAAUUAUUCUACUGCAGACACAUCAAAUCAGUUCUGUGUUAUAACUGGAGGCACGAAUGUACGUAAUGAAGUACUUGCACUGUGUUUAAAGUGUGCCUAGUUAGAAUGUUAAUAUUGAUGCUAAACCAGCAUAGUUUCUUGUGACACCAUGAUUUGUGUCCUGUUCUGUGGGAGCUACAAUAAGGGCAAAGCUGCCACUGUCAAUUUGAUUUAAAAUGGGAAUAGGGAACAUUUGUUAGUGUUUGUCAUGGUUGGGGAAGAGUAAUGUAUUAAGUGAUAGUUUGAUAGAUAUCUUGCUGUUCUACUGAUUUUUUUCUUUUAAUUUACAAAUCUUAUAUAUUCCUCGUCAAUGCUGACAUUUUUCACAUUUUAAAAAUCUUGUACUGCCUUGUAUCAAUCUGAAUUGACGCUGACGAGUGCCCAGCUUAAACUGAAGGCAGCAAGUGACUUGUUAAUUUUAUAAGUUGUUAGUUUAUUUUCUAAAUACCGUAAUUAUAUUUACACUGUGAAAGGAAGCCUUUCUGAGCAAUAAAGAGACAGGAUUGAAAUGUAUCUUGGUCUUAAAAAGAGAGACAGUAAUCCCCCAAAAAUGCAAUUGGGUAGCUGAUAUUAAGGACAGGCUAAACUUUAGGAGUUAAUUAUGCAUUUGGUACAAUAUGUGAAGGAAGUAUUCUUCAAACACUAGAUGCCUUUCGAUUUAAAAUUCUAAACCAUUCAUUUGAGUUUGUAGGCCCAAUAUAACAACUUCCAGCAUAUUUUCAAACUAGUGGUCCUAAACCAUGUGAGUAAUAAAGUGGUGAAAUAAGAAAAUCAGAGCAAAAUCUUGUCAACCUAGACAUAGUUCAAAUUAUACUGUCCAAAUUAGUCUUUGGUUCAAGAUUGGCAACAGAAAAUUAGUGGUAUCUUCUCGGCCCAGUUGCAACAUGAUAAAUGCACUUCAUUUUAAUGGUCCAGUAGUGGAAUAAUAAAUGCACUUCAUUUUGACAGGAAUUGAAGGUAUUGACCAUUCGGUUGAAGGCUAUUUAAAAGUUGAUUCAUAAACAUUUAGAGAGAAUUUGGUGACAAUCCAUCUGAUUUUUAAACUUUUGCAAUGGCUCAUUUUAACUAUAGUGAAAGAAAUUGUUUUUAUUGUACGGAAUUUGAAAACUUGAAGGAGCUCUAUUUUUGCACUCAUCAAAAACCAAAUCGAAUGAUUUUAUGAGAAUUGCACGUACAUUGUCAUUAAGUGUGAAGUUUUGUGACUGAAAAUUUUCUAUUUUUGUCACACAAUUUAUUUUUUAAAGUGAAAUAAAAUUAGCCAAAUAUUUACAUCAAAAACUACAAAUGAUGCAAUAUGUGUAUAAAACGACUGCCACAGAAGUGACUGUAUUCUGAAAACUGGGAAUGUAAUAGAAGAUUAGAUAUGNUUUUUGAUAAAUAUUAAUUUAUCAAGACUGCAAAUAACUUUUCUAGAAUGGCUAAAGGGCUUUAUGGAUUUGAAAAAAAUAUUUUAUAUCUUGGGCUUCCAUAGUUUGAUAUUCUGAGGGAAACUUUUUACUUAUUCAUAUUGAGGAAAACUUUAUUUAAACUGGUAAAUUGAAUGUCUCUGCAGUUAACAGCCACACUUGCUGUCAAUGCACAGCAAAGUUUGGGUCUGGCAGUUUAAAAAUUGCAAAAUAUUUCAGGUGGUAAUGUCUACAGGAUAGGUUUAGAACAGAUUUUGCAACAGAUUUUGUAAAAGGAAUUUGUCAAAUGAGAUUUCAAAAUUUUUCUUCAAUUUAAACAAUGUUCCAAUAAAUCUAUUUUACAAA
Callorhinchus milii (elephant shark) is the source of this 4305-nucleotide messenger RNA. RefSeq names its product UDP-N-acetyl-alpha-D-galactosamine:polypeptide N-acetylgalactosaminyltransferase 12 (gene galnt12). The coding region runs from base 172 to 1923 and encodes 583 amino acids. The transcript has 10 exons. Gene Ontology annotation, cellular component: Golgi apparatus. The record is from RefSeq and is a predicted model, not a curated record. Lineage: Eukaryota; Metazoa; Chordata; Chondrichthyes; Chimaeriformes; Callorhinchidae.